Messenger RNA from Colletotrichum chrysophilum, 780 nucleotides. RefSeq lists its product as uncharacterized. Bases 1 to 780 code for a protein of 259 amino acids. Lineage: Eukaryota; Fungi; Ascomycota; Sordariomycetes; Glomerellales; Glomerellaceae. The transcript is spliced from 5 exons. Gene Ontology annotation, molecular function: calcium ion binding; monooxygenase activity. The record is from RefSeq and is a predicted model, not a curated record.
AUGGCUACAGAAGGGCAAACGUACACCAAUUUGAAGAAGGCCUCCAACAUGCUUGGGGAGCCGGUGAUCUCGUCCAUCUCAGAGGUCCCAAUUACCACCCAGCGGAAGCCGUUCCUGCAGCCCGAGGAUGACCAGAGACUGUCCCACACUGGCACUGCUCGGGCCAACAUCGCUGCGACGCACGAUCGUCCGAACGGCACGACGGAGUAUGAUUGGAACAAAAUCCAUCGUCAUCAAACUGUGUUGCAACAACACUGCGAGUUCUUCGACCGUGACCAAGAUGGUGUCAUCUGGCCACUGGACACCUUUGUUGGAUUUUACAAGCUUGGCUUUGGACUCAUUCUCUCAACACUCUCGGUCUUCAUCAUUCACGGCAACUUCUCCUACCCCACAGUGCGCGGGUACCUACCCGAUCCCUUCUUCCGCAUCUUCAUCGACAACAUUCACAGGGAUAAGCACGGAAGUGACAGCGGCGCAUACGACACGGAGGGCCGUUUCAGCUCUCAAAAGUUCGAAGACAUCUUUGCCAAGUAUGCCGAGGGCAGGGACUACAUGACCAUUGGUGACAUCUUUGCCAUGCUCAAGGGCAACCGGGUGAUUCUCGACCCUGUUGGCUGGGGAGGCGCAUUCUUUGAAUGGAUGGCCACUUAUAUCAUGCUCUGGCCUGCCGAUGGCCGAAUCUGGAAAGAAGAUGUCCGUGGAAUUUAUGACGGCAGCCUGUUCUACACUAUUGCUGCCCGAAGAUCACAAAAGAAGGAUGUCCAAUCUAAACACAACUAG